Messenger RNA from Cryptococcus amylolentus CBS 6039, 564 nucleotides. RefSeq lists its product as hypothetical. The transcript is spliced from 2 exons. Bases 1 to 564 code for a protein of 187 amino acids. Lineage: Eukaryota; Fungi; Basidiomycota; Tremellomycetes; Tremellales; Cryptococcaceae. The record is from RefSeq and is a predicted model, not a curated record.
AUGUCAACCAUCUGCCCCGAUGUCAGCCGCAGAUCUAUCACGCGAAAAUCCUUCAUAGUCCUUCGUGCUAUAGACGGCAUCAGCUGGAGUGACUGUGCUGCGUCUCUAAAGACUGCCACCCAGAUGAAUGACGACAUCACUGAACGUCUCGAUAAGUCCAUGGAUGAUUGGUUCCCCCUUACAUUGGCAAGCGACGAUCCGGUCUUCCUGAAAAAGCAAGAGCAGACAAUUGUGUUGUCUUUAUUGGAGGGUAAUGAGGCUUACAGCUGUGUGCGGGUCUUUACUGUUGGCCAAGACCUGUUUGCAGAUGUGGCGAAUAUGAACCGGAAUGGAGGUCUUUAUCAAGCCGGCAUCGCUUCUGCUCCUGCGGGCAGCGAUGAUGAUCUCGUUCUGAAUGUUUCAGUACCAACGACCUUUACCGAAACAGCUCCGGGCGGUGAGGAGGUAGUGGAGGAGUCGUUGUCGCCGUUGUUGGCCACCCACGAUGACUAUAACAGCGUGCAGAUACUUUCUGUGGGGUUUGAUGAUUUCAAGCUUGCUGAAUCUGCCGUCUAUGAGGAAUGA